AUGAUUGGGAGCAUCGACUGUAUGCAUUGGCAAUGGAAGAAUUGUCCGACAGGUUGGGCUGGAGAAUAUAGUGGUAGGAAACAGAUCCCCACUAUCAUCCUGGAAGCAGUCGCAUCUUACGACACCUGGAUUUGGCACGCAUUCUUUGGAAUGCCUGGGGCAUGCAAUGACCUGAAUGUCUUGACAAAGUCUCCUUUGUUUGAUGAGCUUACCGCCGGUAGAGCACCUCUGAUCCAAUUCCAAGUUAACAACAGAGCUCACAGUUUAGGGUACUAUCUCGCCGACGGUAUUUAUCCUCGAUGGGCGACUUUCUUGAAAACUGUUCGAAAUCCUACACGCCCCAAGGAAAUCGAGUUUGCAAAGGCUCAAAAGGCGUAUAGGAAGGAUGUAGAAAGAUGUUUUGGUAUAUUACAGUCACGGUUUGGUAUUGUUAGAGGAGCUGCUUACAGCGAUGAUGAGUUGGAGUCCGAUGAUGAGGAGGAUAAUAAUAUGAGGCCCAGGAUUGCUGAGGUAUGGGAGGGACCAACCGGUAGAGACUUUGAUCCUGUUGGUAGAGAUGCUCAUCAUAUGAACGGAUUCAUGGACCGCUACCAACAAAUUAGAUCUGAGCACAGUCACUCCAACCUUCAGCAAGACCUCAUUCAACACUUUUGGGAAUUUCAAGGCAAUAGGAGUAUCUAG
Molecule: messenger RNA, 681 nt
Organism: Rosa chinensis
Lineage: Eukaryota; Viridiplantae; Streptophyta; Magnoliopsida; Rosales; Rosaceae
Exons: 2
Coding region: 1-681 (226 amino acids)
Source: RefSeq, a predicted model, not a curated record